GGCUCGUCAGACCGUGAGGAGCUCGGCAGCAGCCGCGCAGACACUCGUGGAUACCUCUCCUCAGUGGCUCGGUUCGGGACAUGACUGGCGACUGUUGAACGCGGACAACUUCCCACAGGCUCAACAAUGACGGUGGACUUUGAGGACUGCGUGAAGGACUCACCCCGUUUCAGGGCGAAUAUAGAUGAGGUGGAAACGGAGGUCGUGGAGAUCGAAGCAAAACUCGACAAGUUGGUGAAGCUAUGCAGCGGCAUGAUAGAAGCUGGGAAGGCAUACGUCAGCGCAAACAAGCUCUUCGUCAACGGCAUCCGCGAUCUUUCCCAGCAGUGCAAGAAGGAUGAGAUGAUCUCGCAAUGUCUGGAAAAAUGUGGAGAAAGUCUCCAGGAAAUCAUCAACUACCAUAUGAUCCUCUUCGAUCAAGCUCAGCGGUGUGUGAAGCAGCAGCUGCACAAUUUUGUCAAAGAGGACGUGCGGAAGUUCAAGGAGACAAAGAAGCACUUUGACCGAGUACGAGAGGAUUUGGAAAUCGCUCAGGUGAAGAACGCUCAGGCUCCCAGGAACAAGCCGCACGAGGUGGAGGAGGCUGUCAGCACGCUCAGCAUCACGCGCAAGUGCUUCCGCCACCUCGCCCUGGACUACGUGCUGCAGAUCAACGUUCUCCAGGCAAAGAAGAAAUUUGAGAUACUUGAUGCGAUGCUGUCCUUCAUGCACGCUCAGUACUCGCUGUUCCAGCAGAGCUACAACCUUCUGGACGAGAUCGACCCCUACAUGAAGAAGCUGGCCGCUGAGCUGGAUCAGCUGGUCAUCGAUUCGGCCAUGGAGAAACGAGAAAUGGAACACAAACAUGCGACUAUUCAACAGAGGACGCUCAUGCAGGACUUCUCCUACGACGACUCCAAGGUGGAGUUCAACGUGGACGCGCCCAACGGUGUGGUGAUGGAGGGCUACUUGUUCAAGAGGGCCAGCAACGCCUUCAAGACCUGGAACAGGCGCUGGUUCUCCAUCCAGAACAGCCAGCUGGUGUACCAGAAGAAGCUCAAGGAUUCUCUGACCGUGGUGGUGGAAGACCUGCGUCUGUGCUCGGUGAAGCCGUGCGAGGACAUCGAGAGGAGGUUCUGCUUCGAGGUGGUCUCCCCAACAAAGAGCUGCAUGCUGCAAGCCGAGUCGGAGAAGCUCCGACAGGCGUGGAUCCAGGCGGUCCAGGCCAGCAUCGCGUCAGCCUACAGGGAGAGUCCCGACUCCUUCUACAUGGAGCACCUGGACCGGACCGCCUCUCCGUCCACCAGCAGCAUUGACUCGGCCAGCGAGACCCGGGAGCGCAGCGCUCGGGGCGAGUCCAUCCUGCAGAGGAUCCAGGGUCUGCCGGGGAACCAGCAGUGCUGCGACUGCGGGCAGGCGGAACCUCGCUGGGCCUCCAUCAACCUGGGCGUGCUGCUGUGCAUCGAGUGCUCGGGCAUCCACAGGAGUCUGGGCGUGCACUGUUCCAAAGUGCGCUCUCUUACGCUGGACUCCUGGGAACCAGAGCUGCUGAAGCUGAUGUGUGAGCUGGGCAACAGCGUCAUCAACCACAUCUACGAAGGCUCCUGCGCCGACCACGGACUGAAGAAGCCGCUGCCCACCAGCUCCAGGCAGGAGAAGGAAGCCUGGAUCAAAGCCAAGUACGUGGAGAAGAAGUUCCUGAAGAAGCUGGGCUCCUCUGAGGUCCUCACCAACGGAGACAGGAAGGCGGAGCACCGGUGGAGAGUGAAGAAGUGUCGGCGGCACAACAGCGCCACCACGGUGUCCAAGGGCAGGAGGCGGUACCGAGCGGAGCCCGGCAGCACCUCGCCCUCCACGCUGUCCUCAGCUGUUGCCAAAUUCCGCAGAGAAUCUCUCUUCUGUCCCGACGAGCUGGACUCGCUCUUCUCCUACUUCGACACCGGCGCCGGACCUCGAAGUGAGUCCCUUCAACUUCAACAGUGGCAGCGAGGCACUGACCCACUUGUCCACUGGGUGGCAGGUCUGAGCAGCGACAGCGGGCUGGGCAGCACAGACGGCAGCACGGACGUCCUGGUGUUCGGGUCGGUGGUGGACAGCGUGACGGAGGAAGACGGCGAGGAGUCCGAGGACUCCAGCGGCGAGGCGGAGCCGGAGACCUCGGACCCGGAGGACCUGCGGGACCUCCACCCGGGGGCGCUGCUGUUCAAAGCGGCCAGAGCUCGGAACCUUCCCGUCAUGGCCGAGGCGCUCGCUCACGGCGCCGACGUCAACCUGGCCAACGAGGACGAGGAAGGGAAGACACCGCUGAUCCAGGCGGUGAUCGGGGGCUCGCUCAUCGCCUGUGAGUUCCUGCUGCAGAACGCCGCCGACGUGGAUCAGCCAGACGCCAGAGGGCGGGGCCCGCUGCAUCACGCCACGCGCCUGGGACACACGGGGCAGGUGUGUCUGUUCCUGAAGCGAGGAGCCACGCAGAACCAUGGCGACCAGGACGGAGAGGAUCCGCUGAGCAUCGCGGUGCAGCAAGCCAACGCCGACAUCGUCACGCUGCUGCGUCUGGCCAGGAUGAACGAGGAGAUGCGGGAGGCGGAGGGUCCGUUCGGGCAGCCAGGCGACGCCACCUACCUGGACAUCUUCCGCGAGUUCUCCCACAUGGCGUCCAACAACCCGGAGAAGCUGAAGCGGCGCAGCGUGCACUUCCGCCACUCCUUCAGGUAGCUCCGGACCCGGGGGGUCCAGGUGGGACCAGCAGGAGCCACGACGGAGAAACACAGGGGGGUUUCCUGGGUCGAAGUGAAGUGUUUGCACCUGUUGAAACUCAGUAUAUUUUUGUAAAGAGUAGCCCAGCGGGACAGCUGGCUGACCGAAGGAAGUGUUGAACAUGAACUUCUGGUCAGAGUUUCUACGAAUUUGCUGUAAAACUUGUUUAGAAAUGAAUCUGUGUUGUGUGGUUUUUUUAACAGCAGAUCUGGUCUUCGAAUAUAUUUAUGACAAUGACGCACAGAAAUAACGGGCGUCACGUCGUUUAAAAAAAAAAGCGCUGUGGUUUCUGAUGGCAAGGCGCCCUCCUGUGGAGAUACUGCAGAAUUGCAGGUUGUUUUGUGACCACGAUUACGAC
Molecule: messenger RNA, 3094 nt
Organism: Synchiropus splendidus (mandarinfish)
Lineage: Eukaryota; Metazoa; Chordata; Actinopteri; Syngnathiformes; Callionymidae
Gene: acap3a
Product: ArfGAP with coiled-coil, ankyrin repeat and PH domains 3a
Exons: 24
Coding region: 127-2694 (855 amino acids)
Cellular component (GO): cytoplasm
Molecular function (GO): protein binding; GTPase activator activity
Source: RefSeq, a predicted model, not a curated record